AUGGUGGAUAUCAAGUCGGAAGAAAUUAUGGAUGGCUCAAGAGUUAAUGUAUUGUGUAAGGGUGUCACACAUCGUAAUGGUUCACGCUCUAAUUCACCUACAAAUAGCGGUGAUGAACAAUUGGCCACGAUUAAACUUGCACCAAAGAAUUUGUCCAAGUCUAUAACCUCAUCCAUUACGAUGACAGAGGAAAAGAGUGAGGAGACCAUAUUAGAACGUUACAAGAAGGCAACAUGUACCAAGAUGUAUGAUGUUGAGGAGCUUAUUGAUUAUUACUGGCAUCGUCGUCUAGCUGCUGUCCCUGCUGUGAUUGUGAGCUAUCUUCCUUUUGUCAUUACUCCCAAUCAAAUUACUAUUUUUGGUCUAUUUCUUGGAUGGGGUGCUGCCUUGUGUCUUUAUGACUCGGAAUUCCAUUAUCCACUAGCGUGGGAACCUUCGAAUUCACUAAUGGCAGCUGCGUUGUUCAUGUUUGUCUGGAUCGUCUCAGAUUGUACUGAUGGACAAGUUGCUCGUCUUUGCAAGCGAGGUACUCGCACGGGUCGAAUUCUAGACGGCGUUGUUGAUGGACUUGUAAUUGCUCCGAACUUUUGGAUCAUGGGAAAUGUUAUGCAGCAUCAUUACAAUGGUAGUGUCUUGUUAUUUCAUCUUGGCUUCUGGUCAGGCAUGUCACUCUGGCUGCAUGCUAUUAUCUAUGACAAGAUCAAAAACGUCUACAUGGAGAAUGCGCUUCCUCAGUCCGAGUGUGACGGUGAAACGGUUGCCAGUGUGCGGGCCGAGUACCGCGCUGCUCGUAAACAGUCGGCAUGUGCUUUGGACACGAUAUUACUCGGAAUUUACACGGUUUAUCUCACUGUUCAGGCGAGCUUCACGUCAGAUGCCGCAUCGCAGGCGGAGAUUGAUCGUCAAGCCGUUCUGGCAGCUUGUACUAGCGAGCAUCACACUGCCUACCGCCGAAGAUUUAGCGGACUUGUGCGCGUCGCAUCGUUCUUGGGAAUCAGCACCCAUGUUACUGCCGUUUACCUGGCUUACUUUCUUGCAAUCUUUCACUGGGACGUGAUUUUCUACCUGCAGUUUUACUCGCUUAUCGUGCUGAAUAUUGUUGUGGUGGGCGUGCUCAUUGAGUACCAGCGCUCCGGUAUGGCCGCGUUCACGCCAAACAACAAAGUGGAUGCGCUUUAA
Peronospora belbahrii is the source of this 1179-nucleotide messenger RNA. NCBI's taxonomy places the organism in Eukaryota, Oomycota, Peronosporomycetes, Peronosporales, Peronosporaceae. The record is from the annotation of a GenBank genome assembly.